AUAGCCGGGUCACUGAAAGAAAGAAAAAUGUCUAAGAAAAGAGGACUUAGUGCAGAAGAGAAGAGGACCAAGAUGUUGGAGAUAUUUCAUAACAGCAAGGACUUCUUUCAGUUGAAGGAGUUAGAAAAAAUAGCACCAAAAGAGAAAGGUAUCACCAUGCAGUCAGUGAAAGAGGUAGUGCAGAGUUUGGUUGAUGACCACUUGGUGGACUCUGAGAAGAUUGGAACUUCCAUUUACUUUUGGUCCUUCCCGAGCAAAGUCAAGAAUGCUAAGAAAAGAAAACUCAAUGACAUGCAGAAUGAACUAGCAGAGUGCACAAAAAAACUGAAAAAGACCGAAGAAGCCAUUGCUAGUGAAUCUGUUGGUCGUGAAGCAACAGAAGAAAGAACAGAAAUAUUAAAAUUAUUAGAAGAAAUGACAAAAAAAGAAGAAGCUUUAAAAAAAGAAUUGCAGAAGUAUAGAGACUCGGAUCCAGAGUAUAUAGCUCAAUUAAAGAAUGAAAUCGAGGAUUUGAAGACUGCAGCAAACAGAUGGACAGAGAACAUUUACAUUUUGAAAUCCUACAUGAAGAAUACAUUUCAGUGUGAAAAUGAAGUCAUUGAUCAAAUGUUCAACAUUCCUCCGGAUUUAGAUUAUAUAGAAUAGUUAUUUAUUCAAUUGAUUCAAUGUUAUUUUCGA
Leguminivora glycinivorella is the source of this 678-nucleotide messenger RNA. RefSeq names its product meiotic nuclear division protein 1 homolog. Gene Ontology annotation, cellular component: nucleus. Gene Ontology annotation, molecular function: double-stranded DNA binding. The record is from RefSeq and is a predicted model, not a curated record. The coding region runs from base 28 to 645 and encodes 205 amino acids. Gene Ontology annotation, biological process: reciprocal meiotic recombination. Lineage: Eukaryota; Metazoa; Arthropoda; Insecta; Lepidoptera; Tortricidae. The transcript is spliced from 5 exons.